This is a messenger RNA of Stylonychia lemnae, 309 nucleotides long. Lineage: Eukaryota; Ciliophora; Spirotrichea; Sporadotrichida; Oxytrichidae. The record is from the annotation of a GenBank genome assembly.
AUGAUCCAUAAUCCACUUCUUCUCCUGCUGAAGAAACUUUUUAGUCAGAGUAGGAUGAAUAUUAACUAACCAGGAAGACUUCAAUUGACUGAAGAGUAAAAAGAAGACUUCAGAAAGGAAUGUGGUGCUUUUAUAGUUAGAUGGCUAGAAUAGGGCCUUUGCACUGAGGAACUCGCAUAAGAAUACAGAGACGAUCUUGAAUUUAGAAUAAAUUCCUAUACAGAUGCAGAAGGAUAGGAGGAAACUUUUGAAUAAGAUCUUGAAAUUUGCCGUAAAGAAAAUGAUGAAAUUGCAAAAUAGACUCAGUGA